Nelumbo nucifera (sacred lotus) is the source of this 1427-nucleotide messenger RNA. The record is from RefSeq and is a predicted model, not a curated record. Lineage: Eukaryota; Viridiplantae; Streptophyta; Magnoliopsida; Proteales; Nelumbonaceae.
UCUUCUUCCAGUUCCACAUCUCCACAUCUUCUCUUUGCUCACUUGAAUGUUUCCUUUAUACUUAGCUCUGAAUCUGUAAGGAUUUCAAAGAAAAACCUUUAUAUCUCUCUGAUCUCUUUCUAGGGUUUUUUAGUUAAGUUUGGAAGUUGAAUUAGGAAAAAUAAUCAACAAUAUAUGGAAGCCGUCCCGUUACAUCCUUCUUUCCACCAAUCAACCUCUGCUUACAGACACAGCGGAAGGAUUCACAAAAGAAACAGCCACAUCUUCAUUUCCCGACCUUCUGACAACGUCGACGCUCAUUCUUCAAGCCACCUCUUCAACAUUCAUAGGCCUCCACCAUUUCUCUCUUCCGUUCACUUUUCUGUUCUCAAUCCACAACAGCAGCCACCUCUCCUUCCUCUUCCUGUCCCAAACCCCAAGGCCUAUUCUUCUCUCCCAUCCAGAGACAGAGGCCGCUCAUGUCCUCCAACUAACAGAAGAAGCACCAGAACCAGAGAAAAAGAACUCACACCAAACAAGUCCAAAUCUUCCAUCACCCGUCCUAGAAAACAUGAUUUAAAAUCAACCAUGACGACAACAUCAUCAACGGAGAGUUUGGUGAUCACGUCAUCUCAUCGGUUGGGGCCGGAACCGAGUGAUCUUCCGAAGGAAGUAUCUAGGGUUUUGAAACCUGUAGUCUCAUCAUCAACAUCAACGACUACUGUUACAACGGUCAUUAGAGAUACAGAAAAGUUUUCCGGUUCUAUUUUCUAUCACUCCCCUCCUCCUAGCAGCUUGCCUUUACCGAAAUUCUAUCUGACGCCGAAGCUCAGUUGCAAUGUCGAAGCCUGUGGGAUUGAUGCCAGAGCGACUGAUAAUCUCCGUCGACUGUUACGUCUCCGUUAAUUAUUAUUAUUAUUAUUAUUAGCCUCUCUCUCUCUCUCUCUCGCGCGCGCGCGCGCGCAUGAACUCAUGUGAGAGUUUGCUUUUGUGACGUAGGGGUUUUGUGUAAAUAAGAGAGGGAUUCAGUUCCCAUAAAACGGUGAUCACACAGUAUUCUCACAGCCACUGUAUGGGAAUAUCUCGCGAUAAAUAAAAAAUAUUUGCAAGUAGCUGUGAGGAUGGUGUGAGCAUCGUUUUAUGAGGAUUGAAGCAGGAAGGUUGGAACUUAUGUGAUGAUCAUCACCUGGUGUGUUUUUUUAAUCAGAGGUGCAUUGCAAAGAGUUCAGAUCUUCUACCAAUAAACUUUCACAACACUUUCCCAAUUAGCCAUGAGAGUCGCACAGCAUGCGGGAACAUCUCAUCUCCCCAGUUCCAUGAAUGACAAGAGAGAUGUUGUCAAAGUGUGUGAGUGCAGUGGCCUGUUGGGAGAGUUGGGAGUGUUUUAUUGGUAGCAGAUCCUUACAAUCCAAAGUUUCGAGUUGCAUUGCUUUUGCUUUUUACGUUUA